AUGUUCUUUUCCUUCCAAUGGGCUCGCUCAUCAUUCUUACUUUCUCAGUUUCAUGUUUCUUAUCUUCUUUUCAGUUGUUUUCCUAAAGCCUUUCUUCUCUUUCUUCAUAUUUCCAUAAAUUCAAAUUUCCAGCGUAGAACUGUUGGUACCCUGCCGCGUCUAUUUUUGCUCUCUCUCUCUCUCUCUCUCUCUCUCUCUCUCUCUCUCUCUCUCUCUCUCUCUCUCUCUCUCUCUCUCUCUCUCUCUCUCUCCCUCAUUUUCUUUUCUCUCUUUUUUUUUCGUUCCUUUUUUACGUUUUCCACAAAUUCUUCGUUUCAUAAAAUUAUCAUCACUUUUUUGUACGCAUUUUCCUUCUAUUUUGCCAGUUUGUACUGUAUUCCCUGCUAUCGAGUCCUAUUCUGUCUUUUUUCUUUUCCAAUAGUUGUCCCUUUCGUAUUUGAUAGUGAGUUUCCUUGUGUGUCAAUCUAUUUAUUUGUGUUUGUCUUUCGUCCAGAGGAACAAUGA
Messenger RNA from Acanthosepion pharaonis, 504 nucleotides. Lineage: Eukaryota; Metazoa; Mollusca; Cephalopoda; Sepiida; Sepiidae. The record is from the annotation of a GenBank genome assembly.